This is a messenger RNA of Salmo salar (Atlantic salmon), 2500 nucleotides long. Lineage: Eukaryota; Metazoa; Chordata; Actinopteri; Salmoniformes; Salmonidae. The record is from RefSeq and is a predicted model, not a curated record.
AGUAUUCAGAAGUAUAAAACGAGGGAAGGGUUGAAGGUAUAGUAAGAGACGCUGAUAGUUGAAGAAGCAUCUGAGGUUUUGAACAGUGUUCCGUGACUUCUCCAGGAGAUACAGCCACAAAGCGUUUCAAGACCUUGGACAGCACCCGGUACCCGAGCAGAACAGCGGAUCAUUUUGGCAAAUGUAUAAAGCGAUGUUACAAAGGAACGGCUCCCAGCUCCUUUUUCUGAUAGCCCUGUGCAGUGUGCUAUAUUCCCGGACUCAGUGUUUUCCAUAUGCAUCUAUGAGACCGACGAGACACGCAGACGGUCUCUUUACUAGUGGAUACAGCAAACUUCUUGGACAGCUAUCGGCGCGACGGUACCUGGAAUCCUUGAUCGGAAAGCGAGUCAGUGAUGACAUGAUGGAAGACCAGGUACCAGUGAAGCGCCACUCAGAUGCCAUUUUCACAGACAACUACAGUCGCUUCCGCAAACAGAUGGCUGUAAAGAAAUAUCUGAACUCGGUUCUGACAGGAAAGAGAAGUCAAGAAGACCCUCCCAUGCAAGAAGAAUCCAGAAGUGAGCCUUCGUUUCAAGAGAGCUAUGAUGAUGUCAACGUAGAUCACCUUCUCAAUAACUUCCAAUUGCCACUCUGAAGAAGACCCACUGGUGCGACGACCUCAAUCAUCAACCUCUUCGAUCUGCCAUUCAAAACAAUAUUUAAGUUCUUCAACAAUGAACUAAAAGUCAUGUGUGGUUAUCUCUACAGUAUAAAGUGAAUGUUUACAUUGUAUAUAAGAUAUACUAAAACAAAAAAUAUUGGUCUAAAGAUGUAGGCCACAGUAAAUAUUAUACAUGUCCACCUGGGAUUAGAUAGAUUUGCUUUGUCCAGGACUCUGUAAAUGGUAGUUCAAUAAAUGCAUUCUAAACAAGCUUUAUACUGCUAUAGAAUACCAUCAGCUUAAGCUGAUGGUACUCUAUAUCAGUAUAAAGCUUGUUACUUCUUCUGUUUAAGCUCAUGGUACUCUAUAGCAGUAUAAAGCUUGUUACUUCUUCUGUUUAAGCUGAUGGUACUCUAUAGCAGUAUAAAGCUUGUUGCUUCUUCUGUUUAAGCUGAUGGUACUCUAUAUCAGUAUAAAGCUUGUUACUUCUUCUGUUUAAGCUGAUGGUACUCUAUAUCAGUAUAAAGCUUGUUACUUCUUCUGUUUAAGCUGAUGGUACUCUAUAGCAGUAUAAAGCUUGUUACUUCUUCUGUUUAAGCUGAUGGUACUUUAUAGCAGUAUAAAGCUUGUUACUUCUUCUGUUUAAGCUGAUGGUACUCUAUAGCAGUAUAAAGCUUGAUACUUCUUCUGUUUAAGCUCAUGGUACUCUAUAGCAGUAUAAAGCUUGAUACUUCUUCUGUUUAAGCUGAUGGUACUCUAUAGCAGUAUAAAGCUUGAUACUUCUUCUGUUUAAGCUCAUGGUACUCUAUAGCAGUAUAAAGCUUGUUACUUCUUCUGUUUAAGCUCAUGGUACUCUAUAGCAGUAUAAAGCUUGUUACUUCUUCUGUUUAAGCUGAUGGUACUCUAUAGCAGUAUAAAGCUUGAUACUUCUUCUGUUUAAGCUCAUGGUACUCUAUAGCAGUAUAAAGCUUGUUACUUCUUCUGUUUAAGCUGAUGGUACUCUAUAGCAGUAUAAAGCUUGUUACUUCUGUUUAAGCUCAUGGUACUCUAUAGCAGUAUAAAGCUUGUUGCUUCUUCUCUUUAAACAGAAGAGGACCACAUUUAGAGCGGCUAUGAUGCAUAUAAUUACUUUAUAUCCAUGUGGAACAACGCUAUACCUUGUGCAAAAACUUACCUAGAGCAUUUAGUUCUGUGAAACCGUCCACCAAAUAAAAUAUGUCCAUUUCUUUUUCAAAGCUGAGUAAUUUUGUAAGUAAAUAUUGAUGUUGAUUAUUUAUUUUCAUGUAAAAAACAAACUUGUUGGGAGAAAAGUUAUUGCUAAGUUACUUACAAAUUACGUCACAAACUUACGGUUGCACUCAACACGUGCUUUGAUGACCUGCUCAGCUGAAUGAAGAUGGGAAACAAAGACUAUUACAUUUGAUUUUAUGAAUAUCAACUUCAUAGCAUUUGAAAUGAAUUGAUCAGUUUCAUGCCAAUGUGACAAAUUAGCAUGUUAUUUGCUAUCAAAUCAGCACAACAAAGAGAAGAACUUGAAAGCAAUGACCUUCUCAGUCUCAGUUACACAGUGGAAAUAUUCAAACUAGAUAAUGGCAGGGAUCUCCUUUUCAAAAAAGUAUUAUUCACUUCAAAGACAUGAGACAAAGCAUAGAAUAUCAGAUAAACAUUAACAUGAAUUUAUGUCAACGGACAUACUGUAGAUAAGCCAUAUACUGUAUUUUAAUCAUCACAGUUAUGAGAGGACUGUGACAAAGAUGACUGAGAAAUUGUUUCCACAUAAUUAUUGGUACAUUUUCUGAACUAAUGUAACUUCGAAUAUAUUCAGUGAAUAAAAUGACGUAUACUUGUGCAAUUGUU